Ceratitis capitata (Mediterranean fruit fly) is the source of this 4412-nucleotide messenger RNA. Its product is annotated as putative sodium-coupled neutral amino acid transporter 11. The record is from RefSeq and is a predicted model, not a curated record. The transcript has 11 exons. Gene Ontology annotation, biological process: amino acid transmembrane transport. Gene Ontology annotation, molecular function: amino acid transmembrane transporter activity. The coding region runs from base 703 to 2244 and encodes 513 amino acids. Lineage: Eukaryota; Metazoa; Arthropoda; Insecta; Diptera; Tephritidae.
AAUGUUUUAAAAAUGUUCUCUUAUAUGGCAGCAUCGCAACGUCUAUUAACGGAAUAUAAUAUUGGUGUUAUUAUUUACUCUAGUAAUUGCCGAGCGGCCGGGAGAGAGAGAGAUGUGUAAUUCGUUUAGUUGAGUAUACGCCGUGACAAAUGAGUAGGAGAGACCAACGUCACAGCAAAGUGCCAACCAUUUGUGAGAACACUUGAAACGGUGGCCAAAACAAUGGUGGUGUUAUCCUCUGACAUGAAGUUCACUCCUGCAGCAUAGUCGAAUUGGCAGUUACAGUUUGGUCGUAGAACGCUUGAGUUGCCAAAUUGCUUUCAAUGCGGCUAAAGUGUGCUUCUGUGAUUUCGCUUGAAAUUUUUUGAACUUGAAAGUGAAUAACGCUGCAAUAACGUAUGAAAGCAAUAUAUCAUUAAACUAAAAUUUGAAAAAAGAAAAGCUGGAAUCAGAAAUGAAAGCAAAGUCAAAAAUGCAGUGAAGACAAUUUGGAAAGAUGCAUUUAGAGGCGUCAAAAGAAAAUUAGCGAGCAAAAAUCAAUCAAUUUGUAUUUGUAGACAACGAAAUAGUGAUAUAUCGAAAUCGCGAUUUAGUUGAAAGGUGAAAACAAGGAAAGAUCUUGUAGCUGCCAAACAAAUAACAAAUAAUAAAUCGGUACUCUUGGACCUCAUUGACUGUCACCACAGGCUAACGGAAAUAAAAAUGAGUGACAGCCGCCGCAAUACCGCAACCGAAUUCAGUUACAUUCUGCAAAGACAGGGAAGCGAUGUUUCCGCAGGUGAAACCCAUGCAUUUGACGACCUCAAUAAUCUUAUGGAGGCGAAGCACUCAACACAGCAUCAACAGCGCCCACAUACUAAUGAGGGAGGACAAUAUACUGAAACGUUGUCGGUAUUAGAAGGGGACACAUUGUCCUCACUUCCGCAAGCCUCAUUCAACUACAUAAAUUCCAUUGUCGGCAGCGGCGUCAUUGGCAUUCCAUAUGCACUCCAUCGCGCUGGUUUUGGUUUGGGUUUACUGUUACUAGUAUUGGUUGCUUACAUCACGGAUUAUUCUCUGAUUUUAAUGGUCAGAUGCGGUCAUUUAUGUGGGCGAUUUAGUUAUCCAGGUAUUAUGGAAGCCGCUUAUGGGAAAUAUGGGUAUUACCUUUUGUCGAUGCUGCAGUUCAUGUAUCCAUUUCUGGCUAUGAUUUCGUACAAUGUCGUUGUGGGAGACACUUUGUCUAAGGUUCUAGUCCGCUUCUUCCCAUCAUGGGGCACUUCAAUGGGUGCAGUCCGGAUGGGAGUUGUAUUCUUCGUUACCGUGGGUGUUGUCGUCCCAUUAUGUUUGUAUAAAAACGUUUCCCGAUUAGCCCGCGCAAGUUUCAUCAGCUUAGCCUGUGUUGUUUUUAUCUUGUUCGCCGUAAUUAUUAAGCUCUUAUCAGGGGAUUACACCGUCGUGGAUACGCCAGACUCUUGGAGAUUUGCCAACGUUGAUUUGAUUCCAGCUACAGGUAUUAUGGUAUUUGCCUUUAUGUGCCACCACAACACAUUUUUAGUUUACCAGUCAAUGAGAAACGCGACUCUGGAACGUUGGGAAAAGGUUACGCACAUUUCCAUAGGGUUCGCUUUAGCAGUGGCAGCUCUGUUCGGCAUUGCUGGAUAUUCUACUUUUCGCGCACUAUCGCAAGGUGAUUUAUUGGAAAAUUACUGUUGGAAUGAUGAUUUGAUGAACUUUUCUCGAGUGCUUUUUUCUGUAUCAAUUUUAUUGACCUUCCCCAUAGAAUGUUUUGUAUCCCGAGAGAUAGUUCGUGCUUUGGUGCAUCGCUUUGUAUUGAAGGAACCCAUUAGUGAGUUUACACUAGACAAAGAUCCAAAUCUGGAAAAGGGUGCGGACAUCGAUGAAUAUUCAAAAACCAUAACUUUGGCUAUAGUUUUCAGUGCUUUCAUUAUUUCACCAUUAACGGAUUGCUUAGGUUCUGUUUUGGAAUUAAAUGGUCUUUUGGCGGCGAUUCCUUUGGCAUAUAUUUUACCUGGUCUUGCUUAUAUACAAAUGGAGUCCCAUUCUCUCUUCAGUAGGGAAAAGUUGCCGGCGCUCGGUUUGGUUGUCUUCGGCACUAUUGUCACAAUAUUAGGUGUAGCCGUGCUAUUGCCCGGCCUCAUGGGCGAUUGUCGUGCGGAUGUGGUCAUGGAUUAUUGUAGGCAAGAAUUUACGAACGUGGCAAAUACAAGCAUGACGGUUGCGACCAUUAAAAGAGGAAACUAAUAUGCUUUUUAAUCUUUUCAAAUUGUUAAUAUAUACACACACAUGCUUACAUCAAUGCAUUUCAAUUACAUACAGGCAUAAUAACAACACCCAAAGGCAAUCGUAUGCAUAUAACAUUGAUAUCUGCCGGUUGCAGGAACAUCCAUUUCCAUUUUAAUCGUGUGGUUCCAUAGAUCGUUUGAAUCUUUUAGCUACAUAAUUUUGAGCAUACAAAGCAAUAACAGAGUAGUCUACAUAAAAAUUGUUAUAACUCUUUAGUCAAAAUAUACAUACAACGUGUAUGUAAAUGCGAAUGCGUUUUGCAUUUUGUGCCUAUGGAGGCAUAGAGUUGCAUGAAGAAUAUUUUUAAUGAUUGUAAAUUCUCAUACUUUUUCACUCAUUCUUGAUGUGUGCAUAUUACAUAUUUUAACAGACAUAUGUAUGUACAUUAACUUAUACCUAUAUAUGUAAACAUGUACCUGCAAUGUACUUACAUACGCUCAUACAUACAUACAUAUAAACAUACAAUACAUUUAUUAAUGCAAAUAUCUGUUAGGGAACGUUUGAACUCAUCAUAUAAGCACUUUUUAAAUAUGUAUGUAGAUUUUGAAUGAUAGAUACACACUUACACAUCCCAAUUAGAUAUAUGGAACGACGUAAUCGUUUUCAAGGCAUUUCAAACACAUAACCUAAAAUAUUCGUAGGCAACCUGUUGAUUUGGAGCAAAAAAUCUAGUUGUUUGUUUAAAGAAUUUUGCCUUCGAAUCCAACUGCAUAUCAUGCAGUGAAGGAAAGGGUUGCGAGCAAGAUUCCCUUCAGUUUAUAUUUUAUACAUAUUCGUCUUCCGUGAUUUGGAAGGAGAUCUUCAACAGUGUAAUCUUCUACAAUGGACGAGUGUUCGACCAUGAGCUAGAAAGAUACUAGACCAUCCUGAAAUGAAUAUAUGAUGUGCAAUACCAAGGCGGAAAAGUUAACACAUCUGUUAGCUGGUAAAUCAAAAUUCAACACAACAUAGAUACACAGGCACAACUUUAUUCUACAAAUUUUAUGUCAGACCAUACAUAUACACGCACUGUAGGACUAUCAGAAUCGUUUUUAGAGUAAAAUAUAAAGCUCUUAGCAACGUUAAUCACCCGUAGCAGAUUUCAAUGCAUACAAUUCUCAAGUUAAAAGUGUAGAGAAGUGUGAAUUCCCAUAGGCACUGAAGUAGAACCAUAAAUUGCUAUACACACAGGCAUAAAUAUCACAUUGGUGAUACAAAUUUACAAGGAAAACAGUAUGUGCAAAAAGAACUAUUUUAAACAAAAAUAAAUCUUAGUUUUGAUAUUAUAUACAUACGUGUACACUCAUACAAGUAUAUACUGUUAAGUCGUUUUUGGCACUUAAUUAAUACGAAUGCACUGAGAACUUUUGUUAACUCAUUGUAGAUUAACAAUUUUUUAAUGUUUUUAUUAGAGCUGAGAAUAUUUGAAAUGAAAAUAAUUAGAACUGUAUAAAUAUAAUGCUUUAUUAAUUGGGCAUGUAUGUAAAGAUAUCCAAACUCUUUUAUAUACAUACAUACAUAUACACAUAAAUAACAUAUGUGCAUGCAUAAGUAACAGGAUGACAGGAUGAUAAUUUGUGAAAAAUAACAUUAAAGACAGUUCCAUAAAACUUAAAAACCAAAAACAAUUCAACAAAAUAAUUACCUGAAAAGGUAUAUAAAAAUUUAUAGUUUGGAAUGAUUGUUAUCUCGACGUUUUGAGACUGAAUGAAGUCGGAAAACACUUUUUAUAUUCAAAAUCAAUUACCGCAUUACAAAAGGAUAAGCAACAUUACAAUCAAUUUUAUAAAAAUAUACAUUUCGCAAGAGGAUGAGAAUAUUUAAACGACAUAAAUUACAUAUCUGCAACUUUUAAGGCAUUUCACUAAGAAUUUAAGCCAAGAUCUUCUGAAUUUUGUUGCCACAAUUUUUUACUUACCUGUUGUGAGGUCAUAUGCAUAUGUAAUUUUUGUGUUUAUCUUUUAGUUUUUUCUCAAUCACUGCUUUAUCAUAUCUGUUUUUACAGUUGUAGGUAUAUUUUAUUAAAAGGGAACAUGCCGCCAAUGACAUAAAUUUGUUCCAGGAACUAAAUACAUUAGGAGUUUUAGGUCACCUGCUUUCAGUCAAAACUUUAAAAUAAAAAAAUCUAUUAAACAAACUGCGAUGUA